Messenger RNA from Dreissena polymorpha, 1560 nucleotides. RefSeq lists its product as uncharacterized. NCBI's taxonomy places the organism in Eukaryota, Metazoa, Mollusca, Bivalvia, Myida, Dreissenidae. The record is from RefSeq and is a predicted model, not a curated record. The transcript has 4 exons. Bases 242 to 667 code for a protein of 141 amino acids.
UGACCGAGUCUUGCACUCAAUCGGUUUAUCGAUUGUAUCCGUAAAUACGUUUGUUUCGGCGUACUGUACACGUAUGCAAUUCAAAAUAACAUAUACUGUUAAUGACAUCGAUCUAAACUUCACCUACCCGUCGAUCAUUUCAAAAUACGUUUAUAUUAAAUCAUAAAUCGGCACACGAUUUAAUUUCAAAAGUGUGUGUACCAGACAAACAGUCGAACGCGCGGAGUUUUAGAGUUUACACAUGGAUUUGGAAAUACAGUGCAUGAUUGUUAUACUUGGAUUGUUUGCUACUGCUCAAGUCUGCUCGGGCGUCGGCGUAUGCUUCAGAUGUGAUCGUGACAGAUUAGCUCCCACUUCUGGGGCUUCAAGUAGCCGCGACGGGUUAGUCGGUGGUUUGGUGGCCCUGGGGGUAGCGGUGGUAGCGUUCUUGGUCUUACUUAUUAUUUGUUGCUUGAAGAAAAAAGGAAAAAUCUGCGACCCCCGUAAAUUGAAAACUAAACGAAACGCAACCGUAAACACGGUAGAAACUGGAAUCAACCAGACAAACUAUUCCACAACGGCGUCAACCAUCCGGCCGCCGCCGCCGAAAUACACCGAGGUCGAUUCCUCGGUGCGAUACGAAAAUAAGCCGGCGUCGACAAUGGAUCCCGCAUAUCCAGCGCCCUAGUGAGUUCAACGAUACGUAGCGCUGCAAAGAUUCACGCGAUGCGUCAACUAAUGUAAAAUCAUUCAUAAUCGUUAGCAUGAAAUUUAUUUAAGGUUUUUGCUAUAAAAAAAGAGAUUUUUUUAAGGAUAAGGAACUUCAUGGAUUUCUGAUUUCAGUAAACACUUGCUUCUUUAGGAAUUUACUUCGGUCUUUUUCCGAUGUGUUUGCAACACAUGUCGGUGAUAUGUCGCGGUGGGCAGAGAGAGUCACUUGAUGGAGGUGGACCCUCUUGAUCAGCUGCAAAUAAAGUAGUCCAAUGUUAUAUGAUGACAACAACCGACCGUGUUUAUUGCAUGCACAUUAGCUUCAACACGCGGUUUUUUUGUUAACUGCAAGGUGUGGCUUCAAUCCGCCGUAUAUUAGCUUUUUCGUAUACACGUGUAUAACAUCCUUGAAAAACACUCAAUUGGCAUGAAGGUUCUUCACAAUUAGCUCCUUUAAAUUCUUCCUGUACGAAGUUAACAUGAUUGGUAGAAUCUUACUGCAUUAGCGUUUUACUGGUAGAGUGUCAGUUAUUUGUUAAGUGGUUGAUCUUUUUCUAUAUGAUUAUAUAUGCAAUACACGACCAGCCUAUUUCGAACGAGUGUGUUAAAUUUGUUUAUUUCAUUAUCAUCUAUCAUAAAGAUUUUAAUAAAAAAUCAUGUUUUGUUUGUGUGUGUGUGUGUAAUUUUAUCAUCAUAUGUUAUAGUGUUUUCCUCUAAGCCAUACUUUUUAUUCAAGCUGUAUAUAAAAUAACAUUUCAUUCCAUACCAAACAGUUUUAAAUUGUUACCAGAAAAACAUGACGAGUAUGUGUUCUUGUUUUUUUAUUAAGGUAUGUAUAUGAUAUAAUGAUUAAACAUGCAAGAACAUCAA